This is a messenger RNA of Hevea brasiliensis (rubber tree), 4295 nucleotides long. RefSeq names its product disease resistance protein RPV1-like. The coding region runs from base 62 to 3748 and encodes 1228 amino acids. The transcript is spliced from 6 exons. The record is from RefSeq and is a predicted model, not a curated record. Gene Ontology annotation, biological process: signal transduction; defense response. Lineage: Eukaryota; Viridiplantae; Streptophyta; Magnoliopsida; Malpighiales; Euphorbiaceae. Gene Ontology annotation, molecular function: ADP binding.
CCAUCUUUCUCUGCAAUUCCUCUAUUUUCAUUCCUACCAAACAAAACCCUGCUUGUUAAAUAUGGCUUCUACUUCAUCUUUAGCCUUCUCCUGUAAAACUAGCUACGAUGUUUUCCUUAGCUUUAGGGGAAUUGAAACUCGUCAAAUUUUUACUUGUCACCUUCAUGCUGCCCUUUGCCGGAAAAAUAUUACAACAUUCAUAGACGAUGAUCUUGAGAGAGGAGAAGGGAUCUCGUCAGCGCUCAUGAAAGCGAUUGAAGAAUCCAAGAUUUCUGUAGUAAUUUUCUCAGAAAAUUAUGCAUCCUCUCGGUGGUGCCUAGAUGAACUGGUGAAGAUCAUUGACUGCCAGAAAGAAAUGGGGCGAAAGAUUUUACCCAUUUUCUAUCAUGUAGAUCCUCGUGAUGUUAGAAAACAGACUGGGAAAUUUGGAGAAGCAUUUGGAGAAGUUAAAGAAAAAUUUAAGCACAGCUUAGACAUUGUGGAGAAGUGGAGCACUGCUUUGACGGAAGUAGCCAAUCUGUCUGGAUGGGAUUCCAGCAGCUACAGGAAUGAAUCGGAAUUAAUUGACAAAGUUGUCAAACAUAUCAUGAAGAAACUAUAUCCCGUCUCCUUUAGUGCUUGUGAUGAUUUAGUUGGGAUUGAUGCUCACCUCAACGAAAUUCUAUCAUUCCUAUGUAUUGAGAUGGCAGAUGUUCGUUUUAUUGGAAUUUGGGGAAUAGGCGGCAUAGGAAAGACAACCAUUGCUGAAGCGCUUUUCGGUCAAAUCUCUGAUGAAUUUGAUGCUUGUUACUUUCUAAACAACGUUAGGGAAAGUACAGAAAAGCAUGGAUUACUGCAUUUACGACAAAAUCUUUUUUCCAAACUUGUAGGGGAUGAACAUUUGAGUAUACAAACGCCCUGUGUACUUCCCACUAUUGUUUUGGAUAUAUUGAGAAGAAAGAAGGUUUUCAUUGUUCUUGAUGAUGUCAACGAUUCAAAGCAAUUAAAGGCUUUGGCUGGAGAUCAUGGUUGGUUUGGUUCAGGAAGUAGAGUCAUAAUAACAAGCAGAGACAAACAAGUUCUUAGCAGAGUUGACAAAAUCUAUGAGGUUAAGGGAUUGGAUUGUAGUGAUGCUUUUCAGUUGUUAAGUAUGAAAUCCUUCGAACAAAAGUAUCCUCCGAUGCAAUAUAUAGAGUUGUCCAAAAGGGUACAAGCUUAUUGUAAAGGUGUUCCAUUAGCUCUCGAAGUUUUGGGUUCCCAUCUGUGCAAUAAGACUCCUGAAGAAUGGGAAAUUGAAUUGAAUAAACUGAAGAGAUAUCCUGACAGCGAUAUUAUGGAAGUCUUAGAAAUAAGUUAUAAUGAUUUAGAUGAAAUGCAGAAGAAAAUAUUUUUAUAUAUUGCUUGUUUCUUCAAUGGAUAUGGCAAAAGCUAUGUAGAAGAUAUACUAAAUGGUUGUGAUUUUCCUACACGUUGGGGAAUAAUUCGUCUGGUGGAUAAGUGUCUUGUAACUGUUGUGAAUAACCUGUUAAAGAUGCACGAUCUGAUAGUGGAAAUGGGUCAAGAUAUUGCUCGGCGGAAGGGUAUCAUAUUAUGCAAUUCUAAUGACAUCUGUGAUAUGUUGACCUCAACUAAUAAUAAGGCAAAUGAAGCAGUUGAAGGCCUACUUUUGAACCUGUCUGAAAUUAGAAGGGUACAUUUGAAUGAUUCAGUCUUCUCACGAAUGCCCAACUUGAGAUUGCUAAAAUUUUACAGGGAUCGCUCAAAUUUUACUGAAUUCAGAUUUCAAUCAAAUUAUCUAAAAUGUCUUCCUAACAAGUUGAGUUUACUUCAUUGGGAAAAAUACCCUUUCAAGUCUUUGCCAUUAAAUUUUUCCAUGGAAAACCUUGUCCACCUCAUCAUGCCAUGUAGCGAAGUUGAAGAGCUCUGGAAUGGAUCUACGUGUUUGCCAAACUUAAAAUCUCUUGAUCUUAAUUGGUCAAAGCAUCUGAAAAUAGUCCCUGAUUUUUCUAUGAUGACAAGCCUGGAAGUGAUAAAUUUUGAAGGUUGUGAGAGUUUGAUUGAGAUUCCAUCAUCCAUUCAGUGCCUGGAAAGACUCGAUUCUCUUGAUCUAAGUCAUUGCAAAAAGUUGAGAAGUGUUCCACAAAUGCCGAGAGGCAUAAAAUAUUUAGAACUCGCUAAUUCUGGAGUGGAAGAGUGGUCUCCGUCAUCUAUCCAAUUUCUUGACAAUCUUUUGGUCUUAGAUAUCACCCAUUGCCAAAAUCUUAGAAGUCUUCCAAGAAUUAUAUAUUGCAAUACUUUUAUAAGACUUGAUAUCAGUUUCUGCCCAAAUCUCAUCAUGUCGCCGCAGAUUAUGGAAAGUUCAGAAGUAUUGCCCUCAUCAAAUAAUGGUAUUGUUGAGUUAGAUUUGAGAGGAUGUAAAAUGCUCAACAGUCUCCCAAAUAGCACUUGCGAAUUGAAACGCCUUGAGAUUCUGAAUCUCCAUGGCUGUUCAAAUCUAGAGAAAUUGCCUCCUUUAUAUGGUUUAUGCUCCUUAAAGAAGCUAUAUCUGGAUGGCACUGCACUUGUAGAAAUUCCUCCUGACAUUGUUUCUUUGUCAUCAUUAGAAUUACUGUCUCUAAGUGAUACUCCAAUGGAAGAAUUGCCGUCAUCAAUUGGUUGUCUCUCUUCACUUGUUAGUUUGUAUUUGAAGAGAUGUAAAAACCUUAAGAGUCUCCCAAACAGCAUUUGUGAAUUGAAAUGUCUUGAGACUCUACAUCUCGGUGGCUGUUCAAAUCUAGAGAAAUUGCCUCCUUUAUAUGGUUUAUGCUAUUUACGAGAUCUAUAUCUAGAUGGCACUGCACUCGUAAAAAUUCCCCUUGACAUUUUCUCUUUAUCAUCAUUGGGAGUAUUGUUUCUAAAUGAUACUCAAAUAGAAGAAUUGCCGUCAUCAAUUGGUUAUGAAUUGAAUUUUUGUAAUUGCGUAAAUUUGGACCAAAAUGCACGUGGCACCAUUAUGGCAGAUGCUAUCCAGAGAAUUAAAGAAUUAGCCAUUGCUAGAAGUUAUAGAGCAUUGUAUCGUCAUUUUUUGGUUGGUUUACCCGGAAGCAAAAUUCCUGAGUGGUUGAGCUGUGAAGGCCCAGGACAUUUAAUAGAAACUUCAUUCCCUCCUGGUUGCUUCAAUAAUAUGUUCCGGGGUUUUGUUUUUUGUGCUAUUCUAGAACUCAAGGCUCCUGUUUUUGAUGAUGAGGAUGGACCCUUAACAUGUCAAAGCAGUUUCAAAAACAAUAAUGGCUACAGAGAGGUCAAUUUUACAAGUGAAUAUAUCUUUUUGGAAAAUACCAUAGAAUCAGAUCAUGUGUUAUUUUGGUACGAUGGCGAUGACAUUUUCUUUUUAGAUUGGCUCAAACAAAAUUGUGAAAUGGAGAACAAGGCAACAUUCCACCUCGACCCUGAGAAUAUGUGCUCCGACGAUGAGAGAAAGUUGGAAGUGAAAAGGUUUGGGUUCCACUUGUUAUAUGACAAAGUUGAGCUAAACAAAUGCAGAGACGCCAAUUUUCUGGAGCAAUUCAAAGAAACAACAAAUGCCAACAAUAAGAGAAGCAGGGAAGACUUCUACUCCAGUAAUAUCAAUGGCAACCAGGAGGUGGAAACGCACCCUAAAAGAUUGAGGCAAAAUUUCUUUGUGGAAGAUUACUUUUCAAAUGCUCAGGAUGGGAUUAACUGCGACGCUACCAUUGUUCCUUCAAGUUCUUCAUGUGAAUUUGCUCCCAAAUUCUACAAAUUUCUUUGAAAUCCGUCCCUACUAAUUGUGGAGAACUGAGGCUUGCGGCUCUCUUUCCCUCAAGCUGCGUCGACGUCUUUCAAAUCUGGGCAUCAACUAUCUGAUCUAUCGAGUCUCAUUUGUUUUGGGCAUCAACUUUCUGAUCUGGCAAGUCUCACGAGCCCAUCUCUCGCGACUUCAGCGGCGUCUUGCAGACUCACUCUAUGCCAACCUCGGCCUUCUCCAUCUCGCCACUCAUGGUGUUCAAUUCCGGUCUGAUCCUCCAAAUGAGAUAUUGAGUUUCCUCACGGCAGAUGCAGUGGUAGUGACUUUGUGUUAACUCAGGUUGCGAGCCUACUCGUGUGACUAUAAUUGAGUUUCCUCAUAGAAGAUGCACGCUAAUUUGGUCUCUUUGGAAAAACAGGAUUGAAGUGCUUUGGAAUGCUAAUCAGAUUACAAGCUCUGCUUCCUUCUUAGCUUCUUGCAUCAGUGGUUAGCUGCCAAAGUUAGUGACCAUCCAUCCCAUUUAGACUACCCUUCGACAGUUUCUGUGGCUGAUUUGUUGAAAUGGCACAAG